Piliocolobus tephrosceles (Ugandan red Colobus) is the source of this 1005-nucleotide messenger RNA. It is a transcript of the gene CERKL, whose product is annotated as CERK like autophagy regulator. The record is from RefSeq and is a predicted model, not a curated record. The coding region runs from base 1 to 1005 and encodes 334 amino acids. Gene Ontology annotation, molecular function: lipid kinase activity. The transcript is spliced from 10 exons. NCBI's taxonomy places the organism in Eukaryota, Metazoa, Chordata, Mammalia, Primates, Cercopithecidae. Gene Ontology annotation, biological process: sphingolipid metabolic process; phosphorylation.
AUGGAAUAUGAAGGGCACGCUCUGUCACUGCUUAAGGAAUGUGAACUCCAGGGAUUUGAUGGUGUUGUCUGUGUUGGUGGAGAUGGAUCUGCUAGCGAAGUAGCCCAUGCUUUGCUUCUGAGAGCCCAGAAGAAUGCUGGGAUGGAAACAGACCGAAUCCUGAUUCCUGUCAGAGCACAGCUUCCACUUGGCUUAAUACCAGCAGGAUCUACCAAUGUACUGGCACAUUCUCUUCAUGGAGUUCCUCAUGUGAUAACUGCAACGUUGCACAUUAUAAUGGGGCAUGUACAGCUGGUGGAUGUCUGCACCUUCAGCACCGCUGGCAAGCUUCUUCGCUUUGGGUUCUCAGCCAUGUUUGGCUUUGGUGGAAGAACUUUGGCUCUGGCAGAAAAAUAUCGAUGGAUGUCCCCUAACCAACGGAGAGAUUUUGCUGUUGUUAAGGCACUGGCAAAACUUAAGGCAGAAGACUGUGAAAUAUCAUUUUUACCAUUUAACAGCUCUGAUGAUGUGCAAGAAAGGAGGGCACAGGGAUCUCCCAAAUCUGACUGUAAUGAUCAAUGGCAAAUGAUCCAGGGUCAGUUCUUGAAUGUCAGCAUUAUGGCAAUUCCUUGCCUGUGUUCAGUGGCACCUAGAGGCUUGGCACCUAAUACCAGAUUAAAUAAUGGAAGUAUGGCUCUUAUAAUUGCCCGAAACACUUCUCGGCCAGAAUUUAUAAAACACCUGAAAAGAUAUGCCAGUGUAAAAAAUCAGUUCAAUUUUCCAUUUGUUGAGACUUACACUGUUGAGGAAGUAAAAGUUCAUCCAAGGAAUAAUACUGGUGGAUAUAAUCCAGAGGAGGAGGAGGAUGAAACUGCUUCAGAAAAUUGUUUCCCUUGGAACGUAGAUGGUGAUUUAAUGGAAGUUGCAUCAGAGGUCCAUAUUAGAUUGCAUCCAAGACUUAUCAGUCUUUAUGGAGGAAGCAUGGAAGAAAUAAAUGAUUCCAAAGUAACAAGUAAUUGUUUCUAA